UUACUUGGCUAUUGCAUGGAUUUGUCCUUUCAGGGCCAACCACGUGAGCCAGAGCAGCUGCGGAAGCUCUUCAUUGGAGGGCUCAGCUUUGAAACCACAGAUGAUAGUUUGCGGGCACAUUUUGAACAAUGGGGAACCCUAACAGAUUGUGUGGUGAUGAAAGAUCCAAACACCAAACGAUCCAGGGGCUUUGGGUUUGUCACCUAUUCUAGUGUAACUGAAGUCGAUGCUGCUAUGGAUGCACGCCCCCACAAGGUCGAUGGUCGGCUCGUAGAGCCCAAACGGGCUGUGUCUCGUGAGGACUCCAACAAGCCAUUUGCUCACACAACUGUGAAAAAGAUUUUUGUGGGUGGGAUUAAGGAUGACACCGAGGAGAACCAUCUUCGUGACUAUUUCGAUGUGUUUGGAAAGAUUGAAGUCGUUGAGAUAAUGGUUGACCACAAGACCGGAAACAAAAGGGGCUUUGCCUUCGUUACGUUUGAUGACCAUGAUGCUGUUGAUCGUAUUGUCAUUCAAAAAUACCACACUGUAAAUGGCCACAACUGUGAAGUCAGAAAAGCUCUUUCUAAACAAGAAAUGGCGAACACUGGCAUGAACAUGAGAGGCCGAGGUGGUGGUGGCGGCGGCGGUGGCGGCGGCAACAACGGAGGUGGAAACUUCAACAGAUAUGGCAAUAAUGGUGGCUACAACAAUGACUUUGGAGGCGGUGGUGGGGGCGGUGGCAACCGCGAUGGAUACUUCGGAAGAGGAGGUCGAGGAGGUAAUGGUGGAGGUGGUGGUUAUGGAGGGGACUGCUACAACAAUGGCUUUGGUGGAGAUGGUGGUUAUGGAGGUGGUGGAGGUGGCGGCGGCAGCGGACCUGGUAACUAUGGUGGAAAUCGUGGAUAUGGAGGAGGUGGAGGAGGACAAGGUUAUGGCAACCAGGGCGGCGGAGGUUAUGGUGGUGGUGGAAACAGUGGUGGUGGAUAUAAUGACAAUUACAACAAUGGCAAUGGAAACUUUGGAGGUGGCAACUUUGGUGGCGGCGGCGGUGGUGGUGGCGGCGGCGGCAGUGGAGGCGGUAACUACAGUGACUUCGGCAGCUAUAACAACCAGCAGUCCAAUUAUGGUCCCAUGAAAGGGAACUUUGGAGGUGGUGGUAGCAGCGGAGGAGGGAGGAACAGUGGCCCAUAUGGUGGUGGCUAUGGAGGUGGAUCUGGUGGUGGUGGUGGUGGAUAUGGUGGUGGCUCUGGGGGUAGACGGUUUUAAACUCAGAAAAGGACUGAGUGCUUUAGGAGAGGACAGCAAGAGAAGUGACAGGGCAGAUGCAGGUUUACAUCCCUAGAUCUGCUCAGCCAAACAGGUUUGGCAGAUUUACAGCUGCCACCAGAAGAAGUGUACAGUAGUGCUAUCGUGUGUGGGACAUCAUGAAUUUGUCAUCAUGCAAACUUAUUUUAUAUUGUCUAUUGAGGAAAAAGCAUUCCAAUGAGGUUUUAUGUAGAAUUACUUUCAGUCGUUAUGGUUUUUAUUUUAUGUAACCAAUCAAGGUGAAAUAAAACAUAAUUUUUGUUUUUUUUAAAAGAUGUGCUGUGUUAGUCAUUUUUGGUUUCUGGGGGUUUUAGUGUAGUAAUCUUGAAUUUAAUAUGUGAGUUUCUAAGAGCCUUUUUAGUAGUAAUUCAAUUUUAAAGAACCUUCUGGCUCUUAAAAUAGAAAUUCGUUCUUGUUAAAUUGUAAACUGAUUCAAAAAGCAUUGGCUGUUAAAUGCAAAUGCUUAGAGUAGUGUACAUUUGGUUGCAUAUCAGUCUAGCCAUGGGAGCAAGCUGAGAAAGGAGUAGCAAGAUCAUCGCCCUGUGAAGAAGCAGAGAGCAGGGAGUACAGGGCGCUACUCAAAGACUAGCAGGCAGCGCUUUUAAAACUCCUGUAGGUAAGAACAGACUUCUCCACUACCGCUGGUAACUAAGAAUUUUAUUAGAUGAAGCUGUACAGUUAAUGUGAACUUCCCAUUCAGUGUUGUGUAUUACAGAGGAAGUUACUGCAGUCAGCAUAGUUUGGUGACACUUUAAUAAAAUUGAAACAUUUAAUGCAUGACUAGUUAUUUUUCCACAUGUUCCAUAUUUAACUUGCUAACCAUGAUAUUUUUGCUUUUUCAGGAUCUGAAUGAAUCAUCUCUUGAAAUGAAGACAUGUUUGUCCUUUUAAACUGGUGCUAUAAUAAAAGGUAGUUGCUUUUGUAAUGUAAUUUUCAUGUUUACAGUCUCUCUGAAACUCACUCUUUUCUCUCUUUCUAGGACAAAGAUGCAGCUGCAUAGUUUUAUUUUUAUACCUGUGGUUUUUAUACUUUUUACAAAUAAAACUUUUAAUGCAA
Molecule: messenger RNA, 2343 nt
Organism: Pimephales promelas (fathead minnow)
Lineage: Eukaryota; Metazoa; Chordata; Actinopteri; Cypriniformes; Leuciscidae
Source: RefSeq, a predicted model, not a curated record